Messenger RNA from Colletotrichum phormii, 953 nucleotides. RefSeq lists its product as uncharacterized. The record is from RefSeq and is a predicted model, not a curated record. Bases 46 to 897 code for a protein of 283 amino acids. The transcript has a single exon. NCBI's taxonomy places the organism in Eukaryota, Fungi, Ascomycota, Sordariomycetes, Glomerellales, Glomerellaceae.
GUGCUGGUCCUGCUGUGGCUGGUUGAACACGUGGUCCUGGUGGACAUGAUGCUCAUGCUGCUGGCGAAGACCUUGGUCAUGAUGGCCCUGUCCAUGAAUAGGAUGUUCAUCGUUGCCGUCCUGCGGGUACUGCUGGUACUGAAAUUGCAUCUGCUGGUGCGGAACAUCCUGCAUCUCCAUGUCGAUAUGCAUCUGCUGCUCGGAAUACUGAGGUAUCUGAUUGUCCUGAUGCUCCUGUCCUUCAUGCUCUUGAAGAAACAUCGCAGGGUCAUCAUGCUCGGCAGGGGGUCCGAAAACCGGGCCAUAGUCAGGGUACACAAGGCUGAAGCCAUCCUUGAUCAGGUUAUUGAUCUUUCCGGCGUGGCCUGGCUGAAAGUUCAUGGAGCUAGCCUGGGACUCGUAGAUGUAGUCGGGAAGAAAGUUGCUGACAUUCGGAUGCUCGGAAUUGCCUGCGAGAGCAUUGCUGGAUACCUCGAGAGAGUCCUGAGCCGGCUGAACAGCAAUGAUAGACUGGCUCUCGAGAUCGGGGUCGAUAGGAAUGUAAUGACUACCUUGGAUGGCAUCAUGCUGGUGCUGCUGAACAGCUGGUCCAUCGAAGGCGUUCUCGGCUUGCUGGGGAGACAUGACGUUCAAGUCCAGGUGCUCGGCGUAGAACGGGUUCUCGUUGUAGUCGUUGUCGUUAAGACGGGGAUCCUCGAAAGCAUUGUGGACCGACUGGACAGAGCUGGCGUGAGCAUCUUGGUCCUGGUGGUCGGAUUGGACUUGCUCUUCGCCUGUCAUGAGUCUUCUCGAAGCGAAGAGGUUGUCGAGAACGACUUCCGGGUAGGCGAGCUCGGACCUGUAUGUCUCUGGUUAGAAGAUGUAAAGGAAGGCUUGGGUUAUACUUACGGCAUGUAGUAAAGGCUGCCGACCAUUCGGUUACGCUCGGCCCAGUAGUACUCCAGGCGCUGGCG